AUGUCCAAAUUUAACAUCUCCAACACAACAUUGGGGGCUAAUUGGGACAUGACCCUUACAAUAGACAACCCCAACCUGGUCACAUGGGUUCGUUUCAACCACAUCAGGGGUUCAAUUUCGUACAAAGAUAGCAUCCUCGCGAUAAGCUCCGUCGAGCCAUUCAUGUUGGGAUUGAAGGAACGAAGAACGGUGCGGGUGAAGAUAUCGACGAUGGGGUUGGGGGAAGAGGAUCGUGAUCAUCAGCUGAUGGUGAAGAAGAGGGUUUUGGAUGAAAUGAUGAGCAGGAGACGUGAGAAUGGAGCUGUGCAUUUUAGCAUGCAAAUGUUUGUUUGGGCUACGUAUAGGACUGGUUGGUGGGGGACACAAGAUAUUGUGAUGAGCCCUCAGUGUUUGGAUUUGAAGGUUGGGUUCUCGCGUGGAAUUGGGUUUGGGAGUUGGAUUAGUGGCGGGCCUAUGAUAUGCCCGGUUCCUAUAUUAAUUAAUUGA
Messenger RNA from Prunus armeniaca (apricot), 486 nucleotides. The record is from the annotation of a GenBank genome assembly. NCBI's taxonomy places the organism in Eukaryota, Viridiplantae, Streptophyta, Magnoliopsida, Rosales, Rosaceae.